Molecule: messenger RNA, 300 nt
Organism: Soboliphyme baturini
Lineage: Eukaryota; Metazoa; Nematoda; Enoplea; Dioctophymatida; Soboliphymatidae
Source: the annotation of a GenBank genome assembly
AUGCACGAGGCGUGCAUCCAAACAGCGUUGUAUUGCCAGAAGGAAGCCUUGUACGCGUUAGCCAGCAGCAAAGGCGUCAUACGCUUUCGCAAGAUGGUAAUUAAUUUCAUUUGCCAGACAACCAGUAAUGCCACAUACAUAAAACGCCACACGUCGAAUGGGCCGUCGCUGGCCACAGUUUCACGGGUCUGUGAAACACCAGGACCACAGCAGUUGUGUUGUCGAUGGCUCGAUGCUGAUUACCAACUGUUAAAUAGUUGUCACGAGUCAUUCGUUUGGCUUCUGGCCGAGGCGUUGUGA